AUGGUGGAUGUACCAUUGUCUCAAGAGUUGCCUGAUUUUAUUUCUUUCAGAGAUGAGAAUGGCAUUAUGGUGAGAGUUGCCAUUUUUUAUGAAUGGAGGCCAACAAUUUGCACUAAAUGCAAGAUGUUUGGUCACCUACAGACUGAAUGCAGACAAGGUCAGAAAAAGAUCUGGAUUAGGAAAGCUCAACCAUCUGUUUCAAUCCCAGUUCAAUCAACUGAGCAGGGUGAUCAUGUGGUUAGUCCUAUUGUGGAUCAAGAAGGUUUUCAAAGAUCUUUGAGACCAAUUAGAGUGAGAGUUGGUCUGGAAACUCCAGUUAGAACUUCUAAUACUUUUCAGAUAUUGGAGGCCUCUUUACUUGAUAAGGAGGAACUGGUAGGAGAACAGGGCCUAAACUCCAUUCAGAAACAGAAUGAGGUGAAUCACUUUAUUCAGAAGUAUGCAGUGGGUUUGGUGGGGCUCCUGGAACAUAAGGUAAAGCUCUCUAAUCUAGGGAAGCUUUAUCAGAAAGUUUUUGUAAAUUGGUGCUUUACUAGCAACUCUAGCUAUCACUCUGGUGGUAGGAUAGUUGUAGCCUGGAAGGCUGGUUGCUUCACAGUUAACAUUGUUGCUGCAUCCAGUCAGUUUGUUCAUUGCCAUGUUACUCCUGUAAGUGGUAGGAAACCCUUUUAUUGCACCUUUGUUUAUGCUUUUAAUGAUGCUGGUAUGAGACAAGAUCUAUGGAGGGAUUUGUUGUUGCUUAACACUCAAGAACCCUGGAUUGUGUGUGGGGAUUUCAACUGUGUUAUGGCAUUAGAUGAGAGAAUUGGAGCUCCUCUCAGACAUAGAGAUAUUGUGGAUGUGAGCAACUGUAUGCAUGCUUGUGGUAUGGAGGACAUCAAGUGUGUGGGUAAUCUUUUCACCUGGAACAACAAGCAACAAGGUAACAACAGAGUUUUUUCAAAAAAUGAUAGAUUUAUGGCUAAUCAAGCUUGGCAAACUUGCUUUCCUGUUGCUGAGGUAUGUUUUAUGCCAGAAGGACUUUUUGAUCACUCUCCAGGUCUUCUUUCUGUGUUUCCCAGAGAUGAUGGAGGGAAGAAAACAUUUAAGUAUUUUACUAUGUGGAAGUCCUCAAAUGUGUUUUCUGACAUUGUCCAGCAGGCUUGGAAUACUCAGUUUAUUGGCACUAAAAUGUUCAUUCUGAUUAAUAAACUGAAAAGAGUUAAACUGGCUCUUAAAGAGUUGAAUAAAGUAGGUUUUACAGGUAUUCAAACAGCAGAUUUGAGAGCAUAUCAGACUAUGGUGAGUGCACAAACUGCAAUGCAUAAUAAUCCUUCUGAUCAAAGUUUUGCAGAUGCAGAGUUGAUUGCAAUUCAGGAGUAUAAGGAGAAACAUAAUGCUUAUUUGGCUUUACUCAGUCAGAAAGCAAAAUUGUCUUGGCUUAAAGAUGGAGAUGAGAAUACUUCUCUUUUUCAUCAGAGUAUCAAGACUAGAAAAGUUCAGAACCAAGUGUAUAGCAUUUAUGAUAUGCAAGGAGAAUGGAAAGAUACAGCUGAUGGGGUGUCCAAAGCUUUUUUGGAUUAUUAUAAAAUGCUCCUAGGUAGUACUUCUGAUAACAGAACACCAGUUAACAAGGAGGUGGUGCAGCAGGGGCCAGUCUGUUUGGAUCAUCAUAAAGCUAUACUCAAUGCUCCUUAUACAGCAGAUGAAGUUAAGAAGGCUCUUUUCUUUAUUCCAGGUAUUAAAGCUCCAGGUCCAGAUGGUUUUGGCUCUUAUUUUUACAAAGAUGCUUGGCAUAUUGUUGGGGAUGAAGUCAUUGCAGCCAUUCUUGAUAUGUUACAGCAAGGAAGAAUCUUGAAGGAGGUGAACCACACUGUGAUUACUCUUAUCCCCAAGACUAAAUGUCCAAAGGAUGUGAGUGAGUUCAGGCCAAUUUCUUGCUGCAACACCAUUUAUAAGUGCAUAACAAAAGUUUUGUGUGGGAGAUUAAGACAAGUUGUUCUUGAUCUCAUCAUGGAAAAUCAAGGAGGUUUUGUUCAUGGGAGAUACAUAGUUCAUAAUACUAUGGUUGUGCAAGAUUUAGUCAGGCAUUAUGGGAGGAAAGGGGUUAAGCCUAGCUUCCUUAUGAAGAUUGAUCUUCAAAAAGCCUAUGAUACUGUUGAUUGGCAGUUCUUACAGGAGAUGCUGGUUCUUUUGGACUUCCCAAAGCAGUUUGUUGAUAUGGUUAUGCAAUGUGUUACUACUCCCAUGUUUUCUUUGAUGCUGAAUGGUUCUAUGCAUGGGUUUUUUAAAUCCAAGAGAGGUUUGAGGCAAGGAGACCCUAUCUCUCCUCUGUUAUUUGUCAUUUGCAUGGAAUAUUUGUCUAGAAUUCUGAAUAGAGUGAGCUCUAUAUCAGUUCCAGUUUCAUCCAAGGUCAAGGGAGAUUAUCAGUCUAUUUACUUGUUGCUUCAAGCUUUCAAGUUGUUUUCUGAUACUUCUGGCUUAAAGGCAAAUCAACAAAAGUCUUCUAUCUACUGUCAUGGCAUGCAUGAAUCUGAAAUUCAGAGGGUAGUAGAUGUUUCUGGUUUUUCUAGAAGUAUGUUUCCAUUCAAAUAUUUUGGGGUCCCUAUAUGUUCUAAGAAGAUCUAUGUGGCUCAGUGUGCUCAUUUGGUGGAUAAGAUGAUCACUAGGGUAAAAAUUUGGAGUUCUAGGAAUUUAUCCUAUACAGCAAGAAUGCAGCUUGUUAAUUCAGUUUUACUGAGUUUGCACAUGUAUUGGGCACAAAUUUAUGUGCUUCCAAAAGGUGUUCUUCAAGAUAUAGUGAAGAUCUGCAGAGCCUUCCUAUGGAGUGGCCAUGCUUUCAGUCAUAAACCAAGUAACAUAGCUUGGGAUAAAGUCUGUAGUGACAAGCACACUAGGGGGUUGGGGUUUAGAGAUGUUCAGAAGUGGAAUAUUGCCUUUAUGGGGAAAUAUGUUUGGGCUUUAGUCAAGAAUCAGGAUAAUGUGUGGAUUAGGUGGAUUAAUUCAGUCUACUUAAAGGAUGGGGAUUGGUGGGAGUAUCAGCCUGGUUCUACUGCUAGCUGGUACUGGAAGCAAGUGUGCAAUACAAAGGAGCAACUCAAACAGUUCUUUACUUGUGCAGAUUUUGAGAACAUGCCUCAUUAUUCAGUGCAACAAGUGUAUGAGAAACUCCUAGGGGACAAGCCAAGAGUGCAUUGGGACAAAAUGGUUUGGAAUAGGCUGAAUGUUCCAAAACAUAGAUUCAUUUUCUGGUUGGCUGUUCAAUCAAAGCUCCAGACUACAGACAGACUAGCAAAGAUAGGCAUUAGUCAAUCUGGUAGUUGCUUGAUUUGUGGCUUGGAUGAUGAGACUCAUCAGCAUCUCUUUUUUCAGUGCCAGUAUAGUAAGAAAAUUAUUAUAGCAGUACAUCAUUGGAUAGGUUUCUCUAUUCAUGGCAAUUUGGUUCAGUUAGUCAGGAAAGCUGGACAAAGUAAAGCUUCAAAGUUCAGGAAGCAGGUGUAUUUUGCAGCUGUUGGUGCUGCUGUCUAUCUGAUCUGGAGGUGUAGAAACACAAGUUUUUGGGAUAACUCCAUUCCCACUGUCAGUCAGAGUAUGAAGGAUUUGAAGCAAAUGGUCAAGAGCAGAAUUCAGGUUGUUCUGCCAAAGCAUGGUUUGUUCAUAGAUAAAGAUGGGGUGGUGUUGGAAUUAGAAAAUGGUGGUGGUGGUGGUGGCGGUCGUGGUGGGGUGGAGCAGGGGAGGGCUACUUUGAGAGAAGUUGUGGUCUUUGAGGAAAUCUGUCCUUCAUGA
Messenger RNA from Spinacia oleracea (spinach), 3765 nucleotides. RefSeq lists its product as uncharacterized. The transcript has 5 exons. Bases 1 to 3765 code for a protein of 1254 amino acids. NCBI's taxonomy places the organism in Eukaryota, Viridiplantae, Streptophyta, Magnoliopsida, Caryophyllales, Amaranthaceae. The record is from RefSeq and is a predicted model, not a curated record.